Messenger RNA from Jaculus jaculus (lesser Egyptian jerboa), 2046 nucleotides. RefSeq names its product chromosome 15 C18orf63 homolog (gene C15H18orf63). The coding region runs from base 1 to 2046 and encodes 681 amino acids. The record is from RefSeq and is a predicted model, not a curated record. The transcript is spliced from 11 exons. Lineage: Eukaryota; Metazoa; Chordata; Mammalia; Rodentia; Dipodidae.
AUGGACGAAUCUAGACAGCAAUCUCUCUUCUUCAUCACACUUCCAGAUUUGCACAAACUCUGUGCGGUCCGGAUAACAUUGAGUAGUAGGGUAACAGAAACUGAGGUUAAGAGCACACAACUGAAAAUGUGCAGACAAUUACUGUUUUUACAUCAAGAUAUUCUUACAGCACCUAUGCCUGGAAUAUUAAACCAAAUUUGGGUAGUAAUGUCGAUACCAUUUUUUAAAGCUGGAAAACUUAAUGCCUACAUUGAAAAACAUGGAGCUAAGAUGGAGGCCCCACAAAGAGUAAUUCCUGCAAUACUUCAAGUCUGCCUUGUACAUUCAUUUACCACCAGACUUGCUCCAGCCUGGAAUAGAGCAGGUCAUCUCUUGGUGCAAGGAAGAGAUUUUCUUUCUCAGAUGGGAAAGCAAAAUGCUAUUGUAUUAGGCAUCAAUGUAACAGAAACUCAAAUUUGUCUAAGUAUAGAAGUUUGCACUAUCAGAAUGCCACCAGCUGAGCUGAUGGAGUUUGAAAUUUCUCAGCGUGUUAUGGAGAAUUUUCAUGCCAACCAGAAUGCCGUCAUUGAGACGCAUUCCAUUUUGAACAACUGGUGCUACAUUUUGCCAAGUAUGAAAAUGGGACAAAUAAUAAAUAUUCUUCAUACCAUACCCCCGGACUGUCCAUUUCAUUCCUUUGAAGAUUUCCAGAUGCACUGGGAUGAUAUGUAUGGUUAUAAACUUCCAGAAGAUUGUGGAGAAAUGAAAAUAUACUGCAACAUCUAUUUCAAAAUGAUCAGAGAAAAGCCCUUCACGUACCCUCUCAGUUGCAUCAGAAGUCAGCCCAUUCAGUUCUUCCCAAGGGUAGAUUUGGAAGGCGUAUUGAAAAGCUUUCUUUCAGAUUUAAAAUCCAAACUGCCUCACAUAUGCGGCUAUCCCGUAAAGAUGACAAACAAACCAUGCUACUACACACAUGACCUGAGCAAGCCUCAGACACAGGAAAACAAAGUCAAACUACAUAACUUGACCACUAAAAAACUGUUUCGGGCUUCUUUGACACAGGCCACUGGGGCCCUCAGUCUUCUCCCAUGUUCCUCGGCAGUGGACCACAAGGUGGAGCUUUCAGCCAGCCUGCCACAACCAGGCCUGUUCUCAGAGCACCACCAGUCAAACUCUGUUCUGGGCAGAAAGCCAUCCCAGCCUCCAGAGGCAUCACAGCUUCACUUGAAGGAGUCAACGCUCACCAGAGAAAAUGCCCAAGUCCACCACACAAAUGCUAGCUCCCAAAGAAACAGUGCCUCUGCAUUCAUACCCACGUUUAAAGGUAAACCUGGCCUGAUGAGCAAAAAUGUCUCAGCACCUGGCAAUCCAAAAAGAAAACACCAUGCUGCUACAGAGUCCAGGUUGCUUCCACUUACAAAUAGUGUAACCCAGGGAGACAAACCGAAUUUAGGUUUAGCUAUUAGAAAAAGGGCAAAGAGUAACAUCCAGGUGCAUGCUAGAAAUUUAAAUCAGAAGAGCACCAGACCUCAGCAAGAAAAAAGUAUUGAGCCCUGUGAAUACAAGACGCAAUAUCCCUCUCCUAGCAGAAAAUCAACCAUGAACCCAGGUGAACAUAAAUUGCUGACCCUGACUGCAGUAGAGCACUCAAACCUGAAUAUCAGUGUGACAAAAAGCACUAUUGAUAUGCAAGUGGAGAAGAAAGAUAACUUAACAAGAAGAUGUAUCACUCAAAUUCUGGGGAGAAGCCAUGAGUUGCUUAAACUCAAAAGACGGCCACACAUUUUUGAAUCAGACAUAGAAACUGAAGAUUCCCAACUACAGCAGCAACAAUCAGCAGGUCGGAUUAAUGAUGCUGAUGUUGCUGGCCACAGGUUGAUGGCAAACAGAACUGCCCACAGUUCCAAAGGAAAAGUCUGUCUGGAUUCACCGGCAACUGCUACAAAGCACCUUUCCCAUACUGCCUGUACUGCUCAUCACAGGCAGUCCAGUUCUAGGAACCAGGUGAAUGUAUUUCCUUUUAAUCUGAAAAUAUUCACAAUGGUUGAGAACAUGAAAAACCUUUAA